CCGAGCCAAAGAAGUUGGAAGGACUUGGGGCACAGCCGCAACGGCCUCACAUAGCAAGCACACGUGACUUAGUGACCCGAGGGCUUUCAUGGUCGGACCCGGGGUAGAGCAUGGACUGGGGGUUCCCGCCUUCCGAAGGCAACUUUGACUUUGUGCCCGCGCCGGCUGAGAGCGAGUGGACUGAGAAGACCGAGAAGACCGAGAAGACCGAGAAAAAGAAGAAGAAAAAGGACAAGUCGAGCAGGGGCCAGGCUCCGUUGGAUUCUGGCGAAGGUUGGGGCGCACCAGAAGGAGGGUUGGAGUUCGGAGGUAUCACUGAUGGAUACCGAACAACGCGAAGGGUUAGCUUCAGUGACGACCCACCCGAAUCCCGAGCUUUAGACACUUUCGCUCCUGACAAGUUCGCGGAGAAAGUCGGCAGCCCUGUGGACUGGAGUCCAGCUACUGGCACCUGGAUGGAGAGGUUGGCUGCAGAUAGCCCAGCUGAAAGGCGGGAGGCGCUGGGUGCUCCGAGCCUCCCGCCUCCCAGCACCUCAAAAUCGGCUUGGCUCCAGUUCGAUGUGCCCAAGGCCCUCGCAUAUGCGCCUGAUACGCCCAGUGAGGCACCCAGGCCCUUGGAGAGAAGAUUCUCUUUCUCCCUCUCCGACAUGGCUGCUGCGCCUCUCAGCGCUGGGUCUCCCUACCCCUCUGGCAGCGAGCCGGUGCGUGACAGGGACGUGGAUCAGAAGUGGAACCCUUUGAACGGCAUCCGGCCGCACUGGAAUCCAGGCGCGGAAAUUCAGCCCUUCGGCUCCUUCGCGCGGGAGGUGCGUCAGCCGCCCUCUCUGCAAGACAGCGAGGUGCAGAGGGCGGAGGGCAGAGCCCAGCUCUUGCGGCAAAAGAUCGCCCACUUGGAGUCAGCUCUGAGUGGAGGCGGGCAUGAGGGACACAUGACCAUCACUGCUCCAAUGUGUCAGGAUGGCCUAGGGGUUGUGCUCCAUGACCUCACUGUUGCCAGCAUCACCGAGCCCCUUGCUGAACGAGCCGGCUGGGCUGUGGGCGACAGCAUUCUGCAAGUCAACGGGGUGACUGUCUUGAAUGCGAGCCAGCUCUCUGGAGAAGUUGCGAAGGCCCUCAGUGCUCACCGCGCGGUUGGUCGGCCUAUGGUGUUUGAGGUGUGGAGGCACAAGGCCCCAGCAUCCAACGGGCUGCUGGGAACUCCGCCGUCCGCACUGCAGCCCAACAUGUUCAACGCCCCCCAUGCACCCCAUGCACCCCAUGCACCCCAUGCACCCCAUGCACCCAAUGCGUGGCCCGAGGCCUUUCCGGGAGGGUACGGCCCUCCGCCCCAAGUGGAACCCGUGACCAGGUCGGCCCCAGUGCCAGAUCAGCAACCUUGGGCUGGUCCAAAGCUUAUGCCCCCACAAAGCUGGGCAGGUCCGCAACUAGUCGCCUCUUCCAAUGCGCGUCCAGACUAUCAAGCCUAUCCAGCAGCUCCUCAAAGAAGAAGGCGCGCUCUGUGCUAGCCCUCGGCUCUGAAAGGCUGGGCAUGUGCAAGAAGAAAA
This is a messenger RNA of Effrenium voratum, 1544 nucleotides long. The record is from the annotation of a GenBank genome assembly. NCBI's taxonomy places the organism in Eukaryota, Dinophyceae, Suessiales, Symbiodiniaceae.